Messenger RNA from Entelurus aequoreus (snake pipefish), 1690 nucleotides. RefSeq names its product dynein axonemal assembly factor 4 (gene dnaaf4). NCBI's taxonomy places the organism in Eukaryota, Metazoa, Chordata, Actinopteri, Syngnathiformes, Syngnathidae. The record is from RefSeq and is a predicted model, not a curated record. Gene Ontology annotation, molecular function: nuclear estrogen receptor binding. The coding region runs from base 159 to 1394 and encodes 411 amino acids. Gene Ontology annotation, biological process: inner dynein arm assembly; heart development; cilium movement. The transcript is spliced from 10 exons.
UAGCGACUGUACAGUUUGCGGUUGACUUGUUUGUUAACAGCUAAUGCUAAUGCUAAUGCUAGUCGUUCAAAGCCGAAGACACCACCAAAAAUAACAACAGCACAACAACUUUGUUGGUGGCGACUUACCGAUCCAGCACUUACCGGCCACCGAAGGAGAUGCCUUUGCUAGUGACAGACCACUCCUGGACCCAGACACAGUCCAUGGUCUACAUUAGCGUCCCUCUGAAAGGAGCCAAGAAGGUGGACGUGUUGUCAUCAGACGAGUACCUGAAGGUUCAUUUCCCGCCUUUUCUAUUAGAGGUCUUCCUGUCUGAGCUUGUUGACGAUGAUCAAAGCUCAGCAAAGAUUGGAAAUGGGGUAGCAGUCAUCAGUUUGUCAAAGAGGACCAAUAAACUGUGGGAGCAUCUAGCAAUAAGCACAUAUGAUAAAGAAACAAAAAAGGAAAUUAGACUCAGAGCACUGUCCAAAAUGCAGGAAAAGCUUGCUGCAGAAGCCCAAACCAAAUCGGAAAAAAAGCAUAAAGAAAAGAAGUACACUCUGAAGACAAUGAUGAAUAUUGAAAAGGAUGAGCGAGAAAAAAUCCAGAAAAUGAAGGACGACGAAAGAAAGUCAACCACUGCUGAACUAGAAGCGUGGCAAAUGAAGGAGAAGAAGAAAGACGAGGAAGGAGCGAGACUAAAAGUCCAGAGCCGGACAGCCAAUCAAAAUCAAAUAAAAGCUCUUAAAGACAACUUUGACGGAGGCAGGUCACAUGAAUCAAAAGUCAUAUUUGAUCAAAGAAGUGGAAACAAAGACGAGGGCAAGAAAAAACACGUGGCUCUUCCUGCUCCAAGAAUUCCGGGAAACAUAGAGGUCUCGUUCACUCCUCGAGUUUUCCCCACAGCCCUCAGAGAGUCAAUGGUUGCUGAGGAAGAGGAGUGGCUGAAAAAACAAGCAGAGGCCAGACGAACAGUUAAUGCAGAUGUGGAGGAGCUGAACGACUUAAGGGAGGAAGAGAGAAAUCCUGAUUGGUUGAAAGAGAAAGGAAACAAAUGUUUUGCAGCCGGAAACUACCUUGGUGCUCUGAACGCCUACAACCUGGCUAUAAGGCUCAACAGAAAAAUCCCAGCUCUGUAUUCAAACAGGGCUGCGUGUCAUCUGAAAUUACGGAACCUUCACAAGGCCAUCGAGGACUCCUCGAAGGCCCUUGAACUGCUGACUCCAGCCGUUUCUGCCAAUGCUGCGGCCCGAGCCAGAGCACACGUGCGACGAGGGUCUGCUUUCUGCCAAUUAGAGCUUUAUACGGAAGGACUCCAAGAAUACCAAGCUGCCCUGAAGAUUGACCCAAACAAUGAAACACUGCAGGCUGACACACAAAAAAUCCGGGACAUCAUACAAGGCAGUGCACCAUAGCCUGUCACGCAGUAAGAUUCAUGAUACUUAAAUGGCUGCUCAUUCAUUGUUUUAAUAUACGUUUGUGUUUGGUAACUAGGCACAGUAAUUACACGCACACACACACAAACACCUGUGAAAUCAAAAUGUAAUCCUUGCCCGUGUCUACCCCAUAACAAAUACAAUGUUUUGCAUUUUGUUCCCUUACUGUACCCAAACAGAAAGGAACCGUGACCUUAAGACUAAGGUGUGUAUUAAACUCGGAUUAUGGAGCAGGAGUACCAUUAUGUUUUUUUCUGCGUGUACAUUUGGAAUAU